Anopheles maculipalpis is the source of this 899-nucleotide messenger RNA. It is a transcript of the gene hkb, whose product is annotated as myeloid zinc finger 1. The record is from RefSeq and is a predicted model, not a curated record. Gene Ontology annotation, biological process: regulation of transcription by RNA polymerase II. Bases 9 to 899 code for a protein of 296 amino acids. Lineage: Eukaryota; Metazoa; Arthropoda; Insecta; Diptera; Culicidae. The transcript is spliced from 2 exons. Gene Ontology annotation, molecular function: RNA polymerase II cis-regulatory region sequence-specific DNA binding; DNA-binding transcription factor activity, RNA polymerase II-specific.
UGCAUAAAAUGUCGGCUAAAACACUAACGCCACCGCAAACGUACUCGCGGCUGUUUCGUCCUUGGGAUGGUAAGGAGACAACGCCAGAAGUGCCUUCGGCAACGUGCAGCGAACCAAGCCCAAGUCGUGUAAAUGGUGAAGAAUCAGACUCGUACAGUGACAGUGAAAGUGAGCAAACGAUAAAAUCAGAACCGAUCGAGUACAAUCACAACAGUCCAGUGAAAUCUAGUGAGAUCUUCGGAUCAAACGUUCCUAUUACCAAUGACCCAUCGUUGAUGCAUUAUCCUUCGGCGGAUGUGGCCGCGUACUACCAUUAUUGCUAUCGGCAACAGCAGCAUCAACUGUCCGAACAUCCACUACCAAGCCAACUGCACCCGGAACCGCCCAGAGUUCCAGGUCCGGUGGGAGCUUUCGGCGUACCCAGUAUGCCAGCAGCGAUCGAUCCGCUCGGAUUUACGUACGAUCAAAUGGAACAAGAGUACAUGCGUGUGUUGAGCGAGGAUGCAAAGGCGAAGCUACUGGCUAGCCGUAAACAGCGGCCGAAGAAGUUUAAAUGUCCCCAUUGCGAUGUAGCGUUCUCCAACAAUGGUCAACUAAAAGGACACAUCCGUAUCCAUACCGGCGAACGACCGUUCAAGUGUGAGGAACCUAGCUGUGGUAAAACAUUCACCCGUAACGAGGAACUAACGCGCCAUAAACGGAUCCACACCGGCAUCCGACCGUACGGCUGCCAGACUUGUGGGAAAAAGUUUGGUCGGCGAGAUCACCUCAAGAAGCACACCAAAACGCACAUGCCUCAGGAACGGUACACGUAUGGCCUGAUGCCAGCGUCCGCAGCCGCGGCUGCAGCAGCGGCCAUGCUGAUGCCGAUGUACGCGUCCCAUGUCUUUGGAUACUAG